Messenger RNA from Haliaeetus leucocephalus (bald eagle), 2100 nucleotides. RefSeq names its product sterol regulatory element binding transcription factor 1 (gene SREBF1). The record is from RefSeq and is a predicted model, not a curated record. The transcript has 14 exons. Lineage: Eukaryota; Metazoa; Chordata; Aves; Accipitriformes; Accipitridae. Gene Ontology annotation, molecular function: RNA polymerase II cis-regulatory region sequence-specific DNA binding; protein dimerization activity; DNA-binding transcription factor activity, RNA polymerase II-specific. Gene Ontology annotation, cellular component: nucleus. Gene Ontology annotation, biological process: regulation of transcription by RNA polymerase II. The coding region runs from base 1 to 2100 and encodes 699 amino acids.
AUGCUCCAGCUGAUCAACACGCCGGACAAUGACUUCUCCGGGCUGUUUGACUUGCCGUUCGGUGCCCCCGACAGCACCGUGACCCCAGGGCUCUCCCCAGCCCAGGGCACCCUCGGCACCUACCUGGGGCCCAGCAAGCCUCCCCCCGCCGCUCCCACCGGCAGCGUCUACCCGGGGCCCCCCGGGAUGGCAGCCUUUGCUCCGCAGCCCCCGACCCCGCUCCUGCCAGCACCGGCUCCGGGUGUCAAGGAGGAGCCAGCGGCCGUGCCCAGCAGCCAGCCCCAGUCCGGCGUGUUGCUGGCCCCCAGUUUCGUCCCCGCAUCCUCUGGCCAGUUCAGCCCCCAGCCCUUGGUGGGCUACCAGAACCAGCACAGCUUCUCCGCCGUGCAGCCCGGGGGUGUCCUACUGCAGCCCCAUUUCAUCAAGGCUGACUCCCUGCUGCUGACGGCCGUCAAGACGGACGCCAGCAGUGCCAAGACCUCCAGUAUCGCCUCCCUGGCCACCAGUGCCAGCGGCUCUGCCACCCCACUGCAGGUGCCGGCUCUGGUGAGCGGAGGGACCAUCCUGGCCACGGUGCCGCUGGUGGUGGACACAGAGAAGCUGCCCAUCAACCGGCUGGCACCCAGCGGGAAGCCGCCACUGGUGCAGAGCCGGGGGGAGAAGCGCACGGCUCACAAUGCCAUCGAAAAACGCUACCGCUCCUCCAUCAACGACAAGAUCGUGGAGCUCAAGGACUUGGUGGUGGGCACCGAGGCCAAGCUCAAUAAAUCGGCGAUCCUGAGGAAGGCGAUCGAGUACAUCCGCUUCCUGCAGCAGAGCAACCAGAAGCUGAAGCAGGAGAACCUCGCGCUGAAGAUGGCCGUGCAGAAGAACCAGUCCCUGAAGGACCUGGUGGCCUCCUGCAGUGGGGGGGCCAAGGCGGAGACCCCCAUGGAGGUGGUGAAGGCGGAGGUGAUGGAGAUGCUGACGCCGCCGCCCUCGGACGUGGGCUCGCCGUCCCACAGCAGCCCGCUCUCGCUCAGCGGGGGUAGCAGCAACAGCAGCAGCGACUCGGAGCCUGACAGCCCCCUCUGCGACCAUGGCAAGGUGAAGCAGGAGCACCCGCCACCCUCGCCCAGCAGCCAGGGCAUGCUGGACCGCUCCCGCAUGGCCCUUUGCGCCUUCGUCUUCCUCUGUCUCUCCUUCAACCCCCUGGCCUCCCUCCUCCGGGGCUCCGGUGCCCCGGCCUUUGUGGGGAGCCCGGGCACCGCUGGCCCCAGCAGGAGCAUCAUGGCUGAGUCUGGCACCAUGGAGGAGCCGUGGGGGUGGUCGCAGUGGCUGUGGCCCACCCUGGUCUUCUGGGCUCUGAACGCGGCGCUGGUGCUGGGGGCGGUGGUGCGGCUCUUCGUUUGCGGGGAGCCCGUCACCCGCCCCCACUCCGAGCCCUCCGUCCUCUUCUGGCGGCACCGCCGGCAGGCAGACCUCGACCUCGACCGGUGCCACCCCUUGGGCCACCGCUUCUUCGUUGACGGGGACUGGGCCGUCAAGGGCGUCCCGAGGGAGACCAUCUACAGCUCUGCCGGCAACCCUGUGGAUCCGCUGGCACAGGUGACCCAGCUUUUCCGCGAACACCUCCUGGAGAAGGCACUGUGCUGCGUGGCCAUGCCCGAACCCGGCCGCCCCGCUGCCCAGGGAGAGGGGCGCUUCUCCGAUGCGCUCGAGUACCUCCAGCUGCUCAACGGCUGCUCUGACGCCAGCGGUGCGCCCGGUCCCGCACCCUCCAUCAGCUCCGGCUUGGCGGCCAUCACAGGCACCGACCCCGUGUCCAAGUGGUGGGCGUCCAUCAUUGGCACAGUUAUUCACUGGCUGCAGGGAGAUGAGGAGGGGGCCGAGCGCCUUUACCCGCUGGUGGAGACCAUGCCCCGGGCGCUGCAGAGCUCUGAAAAGCCCUUGCCCCGCGCCGCCCUGCACUCCUUCCGAGCCGUCCGAGCCAUGUUGAGCAAGCAAGAUGGGAGCCAGGCCAGCCUGAACCACUGCGAGAAGGCCAGCAGCUGCCUGCGGGAGAGCCUGGAGCUCGGCAGCCCCCCCAAAGGCACCAUCGAUAAGGUGAGCCGGGGCUAA